GGGACCAGGCUUCCUAUUUCUAUCCAUAGCCACAAAACAGAGCUCUCACUCAUGGCAACGGCGACAAUGGCUGCCAUCUUUUCUUUCCGUCACACAACGCUUGCUCCGCACUCCGCAACACUCCCAUCCACACCGUUAAUCAACAAACACACCUCCUUGUCCCUCAAUCUCAGUUCCACCCGCUCCAUUUGCGACCUCCGCCCCCUCGUUCUCACCCCAACCCUCAACACCUCCAACCCACUUCGAAGAAAUCCACCACCGCCCAUGGUGGUUUGUGCCAAAGGCUACAAAAUGAAGACCCACAAGGCUUCCGCGAAGCGGUUUCGCGUCACGGGGAGCGGGAAGAUAAUGAGGAGGAGAGCAGGGAAGCAGCAUUUGCUCAGGAAGAAGAACACUAAGAGGAGAUUGAGACUCUCUAAAUCGAUCCAAGUUGAUCGCAGCGAUUACGACAACGUGAUAGGCGCCUUGCCCUAUUUGAAAGUAAACCGGGCUAACUGAAGCUGAUGGAUUCUUGUUUCAGUGCACUCACUCUUCCCCUUUUUGCAAUUGAAAAUAUUUCUGUAUCAUUUCCUAAUUCCAGUAAAUUUGUUAAGAGCAUCACUUUUUAGCUUUCGCUGAGAUUAUUCUAUUGUUGUGAAGAAUCUUUUUUAUUGAUA
Salvia hispanica is the source of this 656-nucleotide messenger RNA. Its product is annotated as large ribosomal subunit protein bL35c-like. Gene Ontology annotation, biological process: translation. Lineage: Eukaryota; Viridiplantae; Streptophyta; Magnoliopsida; Lamiales; Lamiaceae. Gene Ontology annotation, molecular function: structural constituent of ribosome. The record is from RefSeq and is a predicted model, not a curated record. Gene Ontology annotation, cellular component: large ribosomal subunit; ribosome.